AUGGGAAAGGCACUGCUCGUGUUGGCGGUGGCGAUAGCACUGGCCUCGGUGCGAGUCAAGAGCAUCCCCUUCACCGAGGAGGAUCUCGCGACCGAGGACAGCCUGUGGGAGUUGUACGAGAGGUGGUCGAGCCACCACAGGGUGGCUCGAACCCACCGCGAGAAGCACCUACGGUUUGAUGUCUUCAAGGAGAACGCCAAGUACGUACACGAGUCCAACAGGAUGGGAAAGAGCUACAACUUGAGCCUGAAUAAGUUCGGGGACACGACGCGGGAGGAGUUCAGGCGCACCUAUGCCGGGUCGAGGAUUAACCCCCACGGCUCGUUCAGAGAUAUUGGCAGAACCGGCAACGGGAGCUUCAUGUACGAGAAUGCCGUCGACCUCCCUGGCGCCAUUGAUUGGAGGCAGAAGGGCGCGGUCACUGACGUCAAGGAUCAAGGCAAAUGCGGGAGCUGUUGGGCCUUCUCGACCGUGGCUUCGGUGGAGGGGAUCAAUCAGAUCAGGACGAAUAAGCUUGUAUCCUUAUCGGAGCAAGAACUCGUCGACUGCGACACUGACACUAACAGAGGAUGCGACGGAGGCCUAAUGGGUGAUGCCUUCGACUUCAUCAAAGAAAAUGGUGGGAUUACAACAGAGGAAGUCUACCCUUACGUAGCUAAACAAAACAAAUGUGACAUUGAGAAGAAAAACUCUCAUGCCGUUGUGAUCGAUGGGCACGAGGAUGUUCCCAUCGACAGUGAGGAUGAUCUGAUGAAAGCCGUGGCAAAGCAACCUGUAUCGGUCGCUAUAGAAGCAGGGGGUGGCAAGGAUUUCCAAUUCUACUCUCAAGGUGUCUUCACUGGGAAUUGCGGAACCGAUCUCGAUCAUGGAGUUGCGAUUAUCGGGUAUGGAGCAACUUCAGAUGGGAUGAAGUAUUGGAUAGUGAAGAACUCGUGGGGAUUAGAGUGGGGUGAGCAAGGGUAUAUGAGGAUGCAAAGAGGGAUCUCAGCAAAAGAGGGGUUGUGUGGCAUUGCCAUGCAAGCAUCUUAUCCUAUUAAGACAUCUCCCAACCCAAUUUAA
Zingiber officinale is the source of this 1059-nucleotide messenger RNA. RefSeq names its product vignain-like. The record is from RefSeq and is a predicted model, not a curated record. Lineage: Eukaryota; Viridiplantae; Streptophyta; Magnoliopsida; Zingiberales; Zingiberaceae. The transcript has 4 exons. The coding region runs from base 1 to 1059 and encodes 352 amino acids. Gene Ontology annotation, molecular function: cysteine-type endopeptidase activity. Gene Ontology annotation, cellular component: lysosome.